AUGAAUGUCGAUAGGUACUUCAUCGUUAUUGACGAUAUAUGGGAUACGGAAAUAUGGGAUAUAAUCAGGUGCACGUUGAUGCAUAAUAACUGUGCUAGUAGGAUAAUCGCAACUACUCGUAUCCUUGAAGUUGCCAGAAUCAUCGGUGAAGUAUAUAAGCUCGAGCCUCUUUCUCAUGAUUUAUCCAAGGAUUUAUUUAAUACAAGAUUAUUUGGUGGUAAGAAGAAAUGCCAUUAUGAUCCCUUGAUAAACACAUACCAUCAAUUUUUACAUAAAUGUGGUGGUGUACCGUUGACUAUAACCACAAUAGCUAGCCUACUUGUUGGCAAACCAAUGGAAUAUUUGUCCAAGGUAUAUCGCUCAAUUGGUUUCAAAUACGAAGAUAACACGAGAACAAUACUUUUAUUGAGCUACUAUGAUCUACCUUGUCAUCUGCGAACAUGUUUAUUAUAUCUAAGCAUAUAUCCAGAAUAUCGUAUUAUUGAGAAAGAUAGUUUGAUAUGGAAGUGGAUUGCCGAGGGUUUUGUUCAUGACCAGGAACCGGGGGUAGGAUUAUAUGCUAUUGGUGAGAGAUACUUUGAUGAGCUGAUAGAUAAAAGUAUGAUACAACCAUGUGAUUUUCCUACAAAUAAGGGCAUGAUAAGUGGUUGUCGUGUCCAUGACAUGGUGCAUGACAUGAUAUGUCUGCUAGCAAAGGAAGAAAAUUUUGUCACUAUAUUGGAUAGUAAUGAGCAGCACAUCAAUUUAGUACAUAGAAGUGUUCGUUGGUUAGCCAUUGGAGACAAAAUCCGCCUGGCUAACAUACCUAUGCCACAAGUAAGGUCAUUAAAUGACUUCAACAAUGAUGUUAUGUUGCCAUCACUUUCAUGCUUUCAAGUUUUGCGUGUCCUAGCUCUAGAAGGUGGUGCUUUCUCUCAGAACAACAAUAUUUGCCUUGAAAAUCUUGGAAAGUUAGUACAUCUGAGGUAUCUUGGACUAGGGAAGAUGGUGGGCAUCCUUGAGCUCCCAAAGGGAAUAGGGGACCUUAAGUUCUUACAGACAUUGGAUUUGGGUUGUGAUAGAUUACGAGAACUACCACGGAGUGUUGGCCUACUAAGACAACUCAAGUGCCUACGCGCUUAUGGUAAGCACAUAAUAAUGCCAGACUGGAUUGGGAGCCUAACAUCUCUACAAGAGCUAUGGGUGAGCCAGGUCCAUGAGUCUUCAAAUUUUAUGAAUGAACUUGGCAAGCUUACAGAGCUGAGGAAGCUCCGCACUGCUGGAACAUUAUGGUUGUUCGGUGCGAGCUCGAUGAAAGCUUGGAAGGAGUCUCUGGUAAAACUGAAGAAAAUCCAAACCAUAGACAUGAUUUUGGUUAUGUCCAUGGGAUAUGAUGAUUCCACUUGUUGUUGGGAAGGCUACAUCCCUCCUCAGCAAUUCUGUCUUUUGUACCUAUGGUAUAACUACGAAAAACCUGGUUGGGGUGGACCUAUUGACUUGGCGCUUCUAGACCCCUCCCAUUUAUCCAUGUUGGUGGAGACCGAGAUCUUUGGAAGGUUUCCAGAGCUUGUUACUCUCCAUUUGAACAUGCCAAGGGGUCACCAAUGUGAGAUCAUGGGAGCUGAAGGUGCAUUGCCCAAAUUGAGGGUUUACAAGAGUGCAACAUCUGAUCAUAUUCCAAAGGAAAGGUUUUCAAGUAUGCCCAGCAUUGAAUCUCUGGAUUUCCACAUUGAAGUGCGUGUCUCCAGUGACAGCAAGGUUGAUUAUUUUGACUUUGGUAGCUUGAGGAACCUUCCUUUGCUCCAGAGUAUACCAAUCGACACAUGGAGCUCACGUCCAUAG
Molecule: messenger RNA, 1821 nt
Organism: Triticum urartu
Lineage: Eukaryota; Viridiplantae; Streptophyta; Magnoliopsida; Poales; Poaceae
Source: RefSeq, a predicted model, not a curated record